GGACCCCUGUUUCACAACUGUGUUGCACUUGAAGAACUUGUGAUCAACAAAAGUGCAAAGAUUGAAACAAACUGCUUUGUAAACUGUACAUCACUCACAAAACUUGAAAUCCCAAAUUAUGAGAGGAAAGUCGAGUUUUUGGUGACACAGGAAGACCAGAAGGUGAUUGAACAAUUUAACUAUGUGUGCACACAAAUUAGCGUUUGUUUUGAUGCAAAUAAUUGCAAAUCAAAACUUGUAGAAUUCACAACAAAUCCAAAUAUAAAUACAAAACAAGAUGCGUUUUUUUGA
Molecule: messenger RNA, 291 nt
Organism: Entamoeba invadens IP1
Lineage: Eukaryota; Evosea; Mastigamoebida; Endamoebidae
Exons: 1
Source: RefSeq, a predicted model, not a curated record